Ostertagia ostertagi is the source of this 651-nucleotide messenger RNA. The record is from the annotation of a GenBank genome assembly. NCBI's taxonomy places the organism in Eukaryota, Metazoa, Nematoda, Chromadorea, Rhabditida, Trichostrongylidae.
AUGAAUAGGAUUUCAAUACCAUUUGGAGUGCGCCAUGCGCUCGGUACGACCUUUCAAACUAGCUCUACUUCAGAGCCAGACACGGAUUAUGUAUUCGCCGUGGGCGCCUACAAUGAAGCCGAUGGUGAGGACGGUGAACCAGUACUUCUGUCGGCUCGAACACUACCGAGUGACGGUACACCAGCCUUUUCCCUAUGGCCACCGAUUGCCGUCAGGGCACAAUCGCCGAGCCCUGGCAUUGUUACAGUGUCCUGGGAGGAUCCCAAUCCGGAACAGGAUAUGGAAAAUGAGAUCGAUGGCACUCAAAGACACUACCUCAUACAGUACGGUAUCUACCAAUCGGAACAGUUGUCCAAGAUGCGUUCAAAUUCACGAAGCGUUAAGCUGACCGGUCUACUGCCAGGAAAAGAGUACGAGAUCGCUGUGAAAGUGGUCGGUGAUGAUGGACGUGAAAGUCCAUGGAGCAUUCGCGAUAUUGUCCUCACCCCACCAGAUCCCUCCAAAGAAGUUUCGCGAUACGACUGGGAAUGCGACUUCGAAAAGGACCUGUGUGGCAUGCGGAAUGGUGAUGGUGUUCACUGGAUACGAAGCGGUGGCACACCGACUGCUGAAAGCGGUAACUAUUCAGUUGUAGAUGCUUUCAUUCGGUAG